Sinocyclocheilus grahami is the source of this 619-nucleotide messenger RNA. RefSeq names its product complement C1q-like protein 4. The transcript has 4 exons. The coding region runs from base 1 to 438 and encodes 145 amino acids. Lineage: Eukaryota; Metazoa; Chordata; Actinopteri; Cypriniformes; Cyprinidae. The record is from RefSeq and is a predicted model, not a curated record. Gene Ontology annotation, molecular function: protein binding.
AUGGAGAGGCAAGAAGGACAGAAAGCGGCUGUCACAGCAUCCAAAAAGGUUGCCUUUUUAGCUGGACUUCUGGAAUCUGGAACAGGACACACUGGGCCCACUAACACUCCAAAAACUCUGGUCUACAAAAAAGUCUUUAGUAAUAUUGGAGGUGCCUAUGACUUAAAUACUGCACCAAUCAAAGGAGCCUAUUACUUCAGAUUGUACGGUCAUUCUCAUGGUGGAACAACAACGGCAGUCAGUCUCUUGAAGAACGGUGCAACCCAGUGCUCUCUGCAUUCUUGGAAGCCUGUCUCCAAUGGUAAUGCCAGCAAUGCUGUUGUUCUCACACUGGAGAUCGGUGAUCAAAUUUCUACACGACACGACGCGAACACCUGGGUUUAUGAUGACCCAGAAAGUUACACCAGUUUCUGUGGUUUUCUGAUUUUCCCCUUGUGAACGUCUGAAUCUUGUAUCUCAUAUCCAGUGCAGGAUGCAAUGUGAAAAUUAUUGUAAUGGAACUUAAUUGUUCCUGUUUAAGUAAACUGCAUCUUAGUAAAUAAGAGGCAUAAAGAAAAGGAGAUCAUUGGUUUUUAGUUACAGUAUUUAAAGUGAUAGUUCACCCAAAAAUGAAAAUGUA